UUAGGUUACAGGACUUUUUCUUUAUGACAAAGUCACAAUUAUAAUUAAACCAGCGCAUAAUUUUGUCUUUUUGAAGAAAAAUCAAAAUCAAAAUGAAAAACACUUGGAUUUCAGUUAUUAUUUUGGUAUUUUUCAGUGCUUUGGAGAAUGGAGAUGCAGCGAUUACUGGUUGGACAGAGCCAUCAAUUACCGGGGCUGCAGAUGGACCAGGAACUCUUACUGUUCCAGAAGAUCAGGCACUCAAUACAAUAAUUGUGACAUAUGUAGCCACUACUGAUGCUGCCUCCAUUACAUACUCUCUUGUAACAGCUGUUACUCCAUUUGCUUUAUCAGAGGCUGGUGAGCUGACAAUAACAGCUGCGCUGGACUUUGAAUCAGAGACAUCUUACACUUUACACGUCAAAGCUGAAGAUAAUAAUGCAGGUGUUGGAACUGCAACUAUCGUAGUAACUGUUACAGACGUGGUUGACACUCCUCCAGUAUUCUCAGCCACAUAUACCCCAUGCAUACUUGACGGUUCACAAGAGGAUGCAACACUAACAACAGUUCAAGCCACGCCCGCAGAUGGUGCCACCAUAGCUUUAUAUUCAAUUACUGAUGGUAACAUUGGGCCUGCUUUUAAAAUUGAUGCUACGUCAGGACUAAUACAAGUUGCAACAGGAUUCACCUUAGACAAAAGUACGCUGGCAACAUAUGAACUUGCAGUUGAAGCUACAGAUGAUGCAACUCCAACUAACACUGGGACGACAACAGUAACUGCUACAGUUAAAGACGUCUGCGACAACGGUUCCUCUUCUGUUACAUUCAGUGCUUUCUUGCUUCUUCUUUCCUUCCUGGUAGCCAAGGUGUAAAGGAAACAAAGAACAUUUGAAAAAAAAGGAACAACGAUAAUGAUUUUUCUUCUUCUCUUUCUAUCAUUUACGUAUUUGUCAUAAUAUUUGUUUAUUGUAUUGUUUUUUUUUUCUCUUAUAGAAAUAAUUGCGAGUUAAAGACAUGUUAACAAAGAAAGGACAUAUCAUACAGUUUCCAACAUGAGCUUUAAUUAUAUAAGAGCAAGUCACAUCAGUCUAUUCAAAUAAAUUUCUGUACAAAUCAAACUUCAAUUACACUUUCAUAUCUUACAAAUAAUCAUAACAUUUUAACCGAUUUUUCAUUCGAUAUUGAACAAGAUACUUCUUUGUAUAGAAACUAUUAACAUUGGUAAACAGUUUAGUCUCGCUAUUAAGACCAUUUUGGGGCCCCUGUAGAAGUGGUCUUAUUAUCGAUUCGGUCUUAUUUUAGAGACCUAUGAUAUGUAAAUCUGUAAUUGGUGGUUAUCAGUAACCAUUGAAAUCGCUGCAGAAAUAUAACAGUUUGAACAACACAAACCUUAUAAAUCUAUAAUGUGAAUUGGAUUUUUAGAUUAAGUUUUAUGAGAAUGUGAGAAACGGAGAAAUGAGUUUGCUAUGAGAUAUAAUUGUAUCGAUGUGAAUUCUUUCUCUUAUGACCAUUUUCUUGUCUUAAAUUGUUAGGAUUUACACUGACGUUCAUGAACAGGCUAAAUCAAACCGAGCCUGCAACAUUUUCAAUUUUUGUCGUUUUGGACGUUUUUAGGGGUUCCAUUUUUCUCUUUUGAAACAUUUCUGAAACAUGUAUUAUAUUUUUCUAUGAAAAUAA
Messenger RNA from Ruditapes philippinarum (Manila clam), 1656 nucleotides. RefSeq names its product protocadherin Fat 3-like. Gene Ontology annotation, biological process: homophilic cell-cell adhesion. The transcript is spliced from 5 exons. Gene Ontology annotation, cellular component: membrane. The record is from RefSeq and is a predicted model, not a curated record. Bases 93 to 851 code for a protein of 252 amino acids. NCBI's taxonomy places the organism in Eukaryota, Metazoa, Mollusca, Bivalvia, Venerida, Veneridae. Gene Ontology annotation, molecular function: calcium ion binding.